Spizellomyces punctatus DAOM BR117 is the source of this 460-nucleotide messenger RNA. RefSeq lists its product as uncharacterized. Lineage: Eukaryota; Fungi; Chytridiomycota; Chytridiomycetes; Spizellomycetales; Spizellomycetaceae. Gene Ontology annotation, cellular component: nucleus; U12-type spliceosomal complex. The coding region runs from base 36 to 341 and encodes 101 amino acids. The record is from RefSeq and is a predicted model, not a curated record. Gene Ontology annotation, molecular function: zinc ion binding; nucleic acid binding. The transcript has 4 exons.
AGUUUACAACGUUAUCGCUAGUUUUGGCCUUGCGAAUGAACAUGACACGAAAUUAUUAUUGCGAUUACUGUGACAGGUCCUUCACCGACACACCCGCAUCUCGAGAAAAGCAUCUAAAGGGAACACAACAUCAAAGAAUGGUCAAGAUUCAUUAUGCUGCGUAUGGGACAUUUGGAGUUAGCGUUGGUGAAAUUGGAGAGUGGAUACCUUACGUACAGCCAACAAGGGCUUUUUGUAAACUUCCGGCGGGGUUUCCUUCUUUGGAUAAGGUGCCGCCUAGCUUGCGUCCUCCCCCGCCAGAAGGAUGGAAGAACUUGGAUCCACCUGUAGAGUGGGGUUGAGCAGUGCAAAGCCAUAUUCUAGAUUUUCUCUAUCACUCCUUUUAUGAACACACACAUGUAAAUAUCCAACCAUUUGCAAUUCCUAAAAUGCAUUUAUAUUUCAAAAAAUCCUAGCAUAA